This is a messenger RNA of Cyanistes caeruleus (blue tit), 4600 nucleotides long. RefSeq names its product cell wall biogenesis 43 C-terminal homolog (gene CWH43). Gene Ontology annotation, biological process: GPI anchor biosynthetic process. Lineage: Eukaryota; Metazoa; Chordata; Aves; Passeriformes; Paridae. Gene Ontology annotation, cellular component: endoplasmic reticulum. The record is from RefSeq and is a predicted model, not a curated record.
GUUUUUUUCACAGCAAGAUAUAAUAGUUUUCAGUAGAGUAUCCUAAAUGGUGAUAUUACACUUCAGUGUUUUUCAUGAAAUGAGUAGCCUGUGAGAUCACCAUUAAUCUUCUUCCUUUUGCAUGACCUUGGCCUCUCAGUUUCAUAAGAAACACAAAUUGUAGUUAAUUUUCUUAAGCACAAAAGAAUCUUUCAGCUUGCAUGAGUCUUGGCUAUUUGAAGCCCCUUUCACCAGACUAUUCUCCCACUCCUGCCUGCCAAACUAGAGAAUCAGACUUUGCUGCUGCAAAAUGUGCUUCUCACAUGGAGGCUGGGCAAGAGUAUUGUCCUAAAACAAGUCUUGAAAGUGUAUCUAAUGUAUCCUGGGAUGUAAAACGUAUUCUUGAAUACAUACAUGAAAACUAUUUAUUAGAUACUGGCUACAUGCUAUUCUGAGAAACACAAUACACAAGAGAAUCCCAUCUGGAGUACUUAAUAACCAAUAACUUCUUAACUGGGCCAGCUUAAACUGAACAUAAAAUGAAAAGGCACUGGAAUGACAAUUUUCUCAUGGGCCAUAUGUAUGCCUGGGGAUAGUGAUUGCCUAGAGAUAGGACUGUUUGGUUCUUGCACCUUUCUGUGUAAGAGUGCCUAUUAAAAAUCAGUUUAAGCUUCUUUUUAAUAGUAACUUUAAAUGUAAAGUUGGUUAUCACAAUUUAAUAUUUUCUUCACUCUUUCUUUCCAAGAUUUAUCUGGUGUUCCUCAGAGUUACAAAAAUGGAGAAUAGGUAAUAGAAACCAUUAAAUGUUAGUGUUUUGGAAGGGCAAACACAAAGCAAAAAAGAUUCUUACCGCUCCUGGAACAAAACCAACUUUACACAUCAAAGAAAAAAAAAUCCGAAGUGAUAACAAAAAUAAAACAACCAAUAUGGAAUUGAAUGUUUAGCUGAGUAGAAAUUAUCUGUUGUCAGAGUAGAGGGAGAUUAAGCACUGAGAUUUCACAAACUCAAGGAAGGUCUACAGGCUCUGGCUGCUUGACUGAAGAACCUCUUAAGAAAACACUGAAGGGUUGCCAGGGUCCUGAGGUUCACCACAUCCACCAAAGCAAAGUCUUUCUGGUGCACAUAUUUAACAGAAACACUCCACGUUUGUAGACAGUGCAUGCCAGAAGGAGGAACAAUUACCACUUAUGAUAAACGUGGUUUAUUUGUCUGUUACAAAAUCAAGCUGUUAAUUGCUUUAAAAUUCCCUGGGAAACCAAGCUCCACCCCCGUGCUUUGUAACCAUAACAGAGCAAGGAAAACGAAGUAAGAAUUACACGACAAGGCAUUGUUCUCAUGCUACUUCCAUGGGAGUAGGAGUUAAGGGCAAAGGAAAAGACAUGAAAAGUCACAGCAGGAAACAGUCAACAUACUUCUGAGUAAAACAUUAAACUGUUCUCACUACUUACAAGGAAUCAUGCUACAUUUCUUGGUCUCUUUACCAUGCACUGCCACCGAUGAUCUACUACUUCCCACUUCAGACACUGGCACUCACAGGCCUGGAAGCUUUUGCUGUUGCCUUCCUUUCCCCGAUAUUCUUGACAUUUGGCCCCUUUUGGAGGCUGGCUAACAAUAAGUAUGUCUUAGCCUUUCUGAGAUUGACUAUGGUUGGAAGCUUAGCAUCAUACCAUGCACCAAAUGCUUCAAUUAGACUACUCAUCUUGGCUGCUGGUGUUUCUUCUUCAUUGCUGGUUCAAACAGUAACAUGGUGGUCAGGAAACAGUUUACAAAGGUUCAUCAGGAUAUGGGGCUUCAUGCUAGGCAAGAUAAUGCUCCUUGUUCUUCGUAUUUGGUACACAUCACUUAAUCCAGUCUGGAGCUCACGAGUUGCCAAUACUGUCAUACUGACAGUUGGUUUUGUAGUAGCAGUGGAGCGAAUUCAUUCAGGUAGAGACAAGAGGAAACAAGAAACAAACAAAACUAGUAAUGUGGUUAGAGAGACUGCUUCCCAUCCUCAUUGGUUUUUAUCAGGGAUUGCUUUUGGCAGCCUCAUGUUCCUCACUCUGUGGAUAUUUGGGGAGGUAUCAUUAAUUUCUAGAUGGGCAGUAAGUGGACAUCCACAUACAGGUCCAGAUCCUAAUCCAUAUGGAGGUACAGUUCUGUUGGGCCUUGCUCAUGGACUGAUGCUUUCAUUUUGGAGCUGGUCUUCUGUCAUCAGUUUUGCCUUGUUUCUCAUAGGUUUGGCAUCUUCAGCUGGUCUCCUUUAUUUACAUACCUGGAGUGCUGCUGUUGCAGGCAACAUUCUUGGUAUCUUUACUAUGUGUGUGUGGCCUCAACUAGCUGGACGCUUUGUUAGCUGUCUGCAUCCUGGGAAAGCCAUGAGUACAGCCAUGCUUGCCUAUGUCCUUGAAUUAUUCUUCUGUGUCUGGUGUACAGCUUAUAAAUUUGUGCCUGGAGGAGUUUACAUUAGAGAAAGCUCCCAUCUUCUUCUAGGUUUUAUAAUGCUAUGUAUUGGAGUAGACUUUCUAACAGGACCCAAGAAAGACCUUAGCUCUGUCUUUGAAGUGAAAAGCAAUCAAAAACCAUUCUUCAAAAGGAGUAAAAAGUGUAUUAAACUAUUAUUGUGGCUGUUUGUUGGUGUUGGUUUGCUUGGAUUGGGUUUACGUUAUAAAACUUACCGGAAGAAGCUGGGCCAAGGGGUUCCAAAAAGAGAUUUCUCUGCUAUGAUCUGGCCUUUUAGGUUUGGAUAUGACAAUGAAGGAUGGUCUAAUUUGGAAGGAUCAGCUAAUCUGCUUAAUCAGACAGAAGCAGAUUUUAUCACUAUUAUAGAGAGUGAUGCCUCUAAACCAUUCAUUGGAAACCAUGACCCAACAAUGUGGCUAGGAGAAAGACUGGGAUUUUAUACAGAUUUUGGUCCAAGCACAAGAGAUCACACUUGGGGGAUUAUGGCACUAUCCAGGUAUCCAAUUGUAAAAUCGACCCAUCACCUCCUUCCAUCUCCAGAGGGAGAGAUUGCACCUGCCAUCUCCCUGACUGUCAACUUCACAGGGAAGCUGGUUGAUUUUGUUGUUGCUCACUUCGGAAAUGAAGAAGAGGACUUGGAUAGAAAACUCCAAGCAAUAGCUGUUUCAAACCUAUUGAAGACUAGCUCUAAGCAGGUUGUAUUUCUAGGGUACAUCACUUCAGCUCCUGGAUCCAGAGACUAUAAUGAAUUAAUAAAAAAUGGAAAUGUGCAGGAUAUUGACAGUACAGAUAGGGACAGAUGGUGUAGCUAUAUUAUGUAUCGUGGAGUAAUAAGGCUGGGUUAUGCCCGCAUAUCUCAUGCUGGUUUAAGUGAUUCAGAAGUCCAGAUGGCCAAAUUUAGAAUCCCAGAUCACGUGGAUAACUAUGUGGACAAUGAUAGAAUUGUCACUGAUCCCAGCCAAGUUCCUGAGGACGUCCAUUUCAAUCCCAGGUUUGGAUCUUAUAAAGAUGGACACAAUUAUGUGCCUAUUCAUCACUUUCAUAUGAGCACUCCUAAAUAUUUUAAACGGACAAAUUAGAGGAAGAAAAUAAAAUACUAUUGAGACCAACAGGAAAAGUUUGCUGCUUGAAACUGAAUUGGCAGUCCAAAGGACUACAUUGUUUAAGGAUGAGCAACUCCCAUGCUGCACAACACUGUGAAUGUCUAUGUAGCUGCUGCCUUUCUUCUUCAAUGAGCUGCCAUCACUAUGAGGGAGGGAAGAUGCAUGCAUUUUGGUAAACUGGUAUUUACCUUGGCCUUUUGUGGAGGUAUCAAGUAUCAGAGUGCUAUUGCAAUAAAAAUCUCAGCCUUAUGUUUUUCAAAAUAGGAAUGGAACUAGUGUAUUUUUAAAUUGGGAGAGAUGCAGUAAGUAUGUGUUUGAAGUGUGAGCAUUUUCAACUCAAACAGUAUUUACAUCUGCUGCUAUUCUACAUUUUAUUCUUAAAUGACUUUUACAACAAUUUGAUGUUCAUAAUACUGGAGAAAAAGAGGUGACUUUAAUAGACUUCAUUUUAUUAGAAUAUAUAUAUUAGACAUAUAUGGAUAUUAGACACUUCGAUGUUUUUACAAAAGGGAGAGUACCUCUGAAUAAGGAUGGUUAUGAGAUACAUGAACACACUGACAAAGAAUUAAAAACAAUCAUGCUCAACAUAACGAGGUUUCUGAGAAGGGAGAAAAGUUGGUUGUAACUUUUACUUAAAAUGAACCAUAAUAAAGAAAAAAAAAAAAAAAAAGAAAAAGAUGUGACACUGUGUAAAAUGUUGUCUUCUCAGGGUCUCGUGGCAAUGGGUUUUAUAUUUAGCUCCUGAUCCUUCAGUAUAUGUGCAGAGCUUCCCUUUAACAACGAGGACAUCUUCAGUGUUGUCCAAAGGAUGUUUCCUGCUUGUGAGAAACAUGUUAGGUAAAUUAAGUGAUACAUUCAAUUUGGAAACCACAUUUGUGAUGUUGGUAUUUAAUACUGUGUGUUGUUCCAGUAAUAUCUAAGCAUAACAUAACUAUAAGGAAUAGGAUAUGUUGCAGGAAAGAGGCGGGAUUCUUUUUUCUCCCUCUAAGUCUUUGCCAUAUACUUUUAAGAACAGCUUGACUGUACUCAAUUUUAUUGUUUCUCUAUGUAAGCAAAUAAAGGAUGCGUUUUUACCA